GGGAGGGCAGCAGGGAUGGACUUGAGCUUGCGGAUCUCCUGUUAGAGCCGCCGCGCUUGGAGAGGGCGCCGCAGCAGCGACCAGGAGCCGCCGCCGCCGCCGCCGCCCGAGGCCCCGCUCGGCCCGCGCGCCCUGAGCCUCCCGGCACAGUCUCUUCGCGGCGGCAGAUGUGUGUGGGGUCAGCCCACGGUGGGGACUAUGGUGAAAUUCCCGGCGCUCACGCACUACUGGCCCCUGAUCCGGUUCCUGGUGCCCCUGGGCAUCACCAACAUAGCCAUCGACUUCGGGGAGCAGGCCUUGAACCGGGGCAUCGCGGCUGUCAAGGAGGAUGCGGUGGAGAUGCUGGCCAGCUACGGACUGGCCUAUUCCCUGAUGAAGUUCUUCACGGGUCCCAUGAGUGACUUUAAAAAUGUGGGCCUGGUGUUUGUGAACAGCAAGCGAGACAGAACCAAAGCCGUCCUGUGCAUGGUGGUGGCCGGCGCCAUCGCCGCGGUCUUUCACACCCUCAUAGCUUACAGUGACCUAGGCUACUACAUCAUCAAUAAACUGCACCAUGUGGACGAGUCCGUGGGGAGCAAAACGAGAAGGGCCUUCCUCUAUCUCGCUGCCUUCCCUUUCAUGGAUGCGAUGGCAUGGACCCAUGCUGGCAUUCUCCUAAAACACAAAUACAGCUUCCUGGUGGGAUGUGCCUCAAUCUCAGAUGUCAUAGCUCAGGUCGUUUUUGUAGCCAUCUUGCUUCACAGCCACCUGGAGUGCCGGGAGCCCCUGCUCAUCCCCAUCCUCUCCUUGUACAUGGGCGCCCUUGUGCGCUGCGCCACCCUGUGCCUGGGCUACUACCGGAACAUCCACGACAUCAUCCCCGACCACAGUGGGCCGGAGCUGGGGGGAGAUGCAACAAUCAGAAAGAUGCUGAGCUUCUGGUGGCCGUUGGCGCUCAUCUUGGCUACACAGAGAAUCAGUAGACCUAUUGUCAACCUCUUUGUUUCCCGGGACCUUGGCGGCAGUUCUGCAGCUACAGAGGCAGUGGCGAUUUUGACAGCCACAUAUCCCGUGGGUCACAUGCCAUAUGGUUGGUUGACGGAAAUCCGUGCUGUCUACCCUGCUUUUGACAAGAACAACCCCAGCAAUAAACUGGUGAGCACGAGCAGCACGGUCACGGCGGCCCACAUCAAGAGGUUCACGUUCGUGUGCAUGGCCCUGUCGCUCACGCUCUGCUUUGUGAUGUUCUGGACCCCCAACGUGUCCGAGAAGAUUCUGAUAGACAUCAUCGGCGUGGACUUCGCCUUCGCAGAGCUCUGCGUCAUUCCUUUGCGGAUCUUCUCCUUCUUCCCAGUCCCAGUCACUGUGAGGGCUCAUCUCACCGGGUGGCUGAUGACCCUGAAGAAGACCUUUGUCCUGGCCCCCAGCUCCGUGCUCCGCAUCAUCGUCCUCAUCACCAGCCUCGUGGUCCUGCCCUACCUGGGGGUCCACGGAGCCACCCUGGGCGUGGGCUCCCUCCUCGCGGGAUUUGUGGGAGAAUCCACCAUGGUCGCCAUAGCCGCCUGCUACGUCUAUCGGAAACAGAAAAAGAAGAUGGAGAACGAGUCAGCCGUGGAGGGGGAGGACUCGGCCAUGACGGACAUCCCUGCCGCCGAGGAGAGCACGGACAUCGUGGAAAUGAGAGAGGAGAACGAAUAAGGCGCACGGGCACCGCGGGGACGGUGGGGAUGACACCCCAGCGCCAUCUCCUCUCCUGUCGAGUUCUGGUUCUGGCUUUGGUAACGACAGAGGCCUUGGUCGAAAGGUUUCACGUACACUCCGGCAUACUGGGUAUGCUCCACGCAGCGGGGACCGAGGGAACGGUCUCUGCCAACACUUUGUAAAAACCCACACGACAGUUCUUCGUGCCCCGCUUCAUGAGAACCCAAAAGACAUAGCUGCCUCGUGGUCCACGUUGUCUCCCCUCCCUCAGACCAUCUCCGCUUGGAACCAAAGGACUGCGGCUCUGCCCUCCCUCGCCCGCGGCCACCACUGCCCCGCAGGCCACGGCCUGCACCCGUCCCUCCGCAUCUCUCUGAAGAGUCCACAGGUGACCACUCGGCUUUCCAUGGCUUCCCAGCGGCAUGGCUGCGCAGAGAGGUCACCCCGGUGGCCUCCACCACGGAGUCCUCGCCUGCCCCCUGCACCUGCGCGGGCCGUUCCCGCUGAAGAAGGGAUCUGUGAGUGCGCUGGGCAGCUGGAUGGAGAGAAAAGCGUGAGAUGCCACAGGGACAGCCGCUGACAGCACCGACCACGCGCACCUCACCCGGCCUCCUGCUAGAGCUGGGUGAGCUCUCACACCAGGCCCCGCCGUGUACAUACCUGAGCUAACUUACCCUUGUCACCAAAGCCAUCUCCGAAUUUCAGCAUCCUUCCGCAUGGCUUCCCCCGAAGGCUUGUUUUCCACUCACCCUCCCUGAAGGUGGCGCUAGAGCAAGGGAAUCGGAGCAUUCUAACUCUACCUUGUAGUUUUUACAGUGAACUGCAGCUUUAAGUCGUAAUCUAGCACUCUCAUGCCAGGUUGUCGUAUCGUAACUUUUGAAGUAAUGUCUUACCUGGUCCAGCCAUUCUUAGUCAUAACCAUGCGGUACAGGUAAUUCCUCGUGUACGCCCCUCUCACGCCACAAGAUAAAGCAAGACAUUUUAUAAAACAACUUCAAAGUCACUAUGUGAUACUCCCUGAGAUGAUACAUCUGAAAUCCAUUUAGUGCAGUAUAUUUUUCUAAGUUUUGGAAAGCGGGUUUUUUCUUUAAAAAAAAAAAAUAUGGACACAGUUCAGUAAAUUCUUGAUUUCGUCAAAAUUCCUAGACUGAAAGAACCUAGACACAAAACUAUUUUAAAGAUAUAAAUAUAUACUGUAUAUGUUAUGUAAUUUAUUUUAGGCUAUAAUACAUUUCCUAUUUUCGCAUUUUCAAUAAAAUGUCUCUAAUACAAUACGGCAA
Molecule: messenger RNA, 2960 nt
Organism: Myotis lucifugus (little brown bat)
Lineage: Eukaryota; Metazoa; Chordata; Mammalia; Chiroptera; Vespertilionidae
Gene: ANKH
Product: ANKH inorganic pyrophosphate transport regulator
Exons: 12
Coding region: 199-1677 (492 amino acids)
Biological process (GO): phosphate ion transmembrane transport
Cellular component (GO): membrane
Molecular function (GO): phosphate transmembrane transporter activity
Source: RefSeq, a predicted model, not a curated record